Messenger RNA from Mollisia scopiformis, 1113 nucleotides. RefSeq names its product UbiE/COQ5 methyltransferase. Gene Ontology annotation, biological process: ubiquinone biosynthetic process. Gene Ontology annotation, molecular function: methyltransferase activity. NCBI's taxonomy places the organism in Eukaryota, Fungi, Ascomycota, Leotiomycetes, Helotiales, Mollisiaceae. The transcript has 3 exons. The record is from RefSeq and is a predicted model, not a curated record. The coding region runs from base 53 to 985 and encodes 310 amino acids.
GCCUUGUACUUGCAGAACUUCUCAAAGGCUACAACGUCCCCUAUCCUCUUCAAUGGCCACAAGAACAGCUUUCCGGCCUCUAGUGAGAGCUGCAAGGCCUCAAUUGCAAUCCGCUCAGGUACAUAGAUGCUUCACCAGCACAAGCCAGCGAGCAGAAUCGCCAUCACAGUCUACGAAUCAUGAGAGAACGACGCAUUUUGGGUUCGAGACGGUAGCAGAGGCAGAGAAGGAAGCUAGAGUUGCUGGAGUAUUCAGCAAUGUUGCUGCCUCGUACGAUACCAUGAACGAUUUCAUGUCUUUGGGAAUUCACAGACUAUGGAAAGAUCACUUCGUCCGAUCCAUCAAUCCCGGAUCCUCGUCAACUUCUCCCUCCCCCGGCUGGACAAUGCUCGAUAUCGCUGGUGGCACCGGAGACAUCGCUUUCCGCCUCCUCGACCACUGCACAAAUAUCAACAACUCCCCCCAAUCUACCAUAACGAUCUCCGACAUAAACCCCUCCAUGCUUUCUGAAGGAAAGAAGCGCUCGCUAGCCACCUCCUACGCCAACUCUCCUCGCAUAAACUGGCUUGUAGCAAAUGCCGAAAAUUUGGAAACGAUUGAGUCUGAUAGCAUAGACCUAUACACUGUUGCUUUUGGCAUCAGGAAUUUUACGAAUAAAGAGAAGGCAUUGAGGGAGGCGUAUAGGGUGUUGAAACCCGGUGGUGUAUUUGCUUGUUUAGAGUUUAGUGGGGUGACCAAUCCGUUGUUUGAUGCUGUGUAUAAGAGGUGGAGUUUUGGUGCUAUUCCUUUGAUAGGACAGUUGGUAGCUGGUGAUAGGGCUAGUUAUCAGUACCUUGUUGAGAGUAUUGAGAAGUUUCCUAAGCAAGAAGAGUUCAGAGAUAUGAUCAAGGAGGCUGGGUUUGUGGUUCCAGGGAAGGGAUGGGAAGAUUUGACUGGUGGUAUUGCCGCUAUUCACAAAGGCAUCAAGCCGGCUGGAACACCCUAGACUUGUAAUUUACUGUACCAUAUUGUAAGAUAGUCUCUGCUCUAAAGCCCGGGAAAAUCGCUCUUCAUGACAAACAAGAGGUUAUGAUACAAAGGAUUUGUAUUUUCUAUUUUGCUAAAACACCAUCA